AUGGCGGGACGCUUCCUUCGUCCCAUCAAUAUGCAAACUAAGCAACUGGAUCUGGGCCGUGGCCGCCAGUUCCGAACACCCAUCGCUCAAAAACGUGCAUUUUCCAGCGAUCAAAACGAUUGGUCAGCAACUCACGACGGGCAAAUGAAGCGUCAUGGACCGACGACCGCCUUCGAUCCAAUCAGACUUCCCAGAUUGUCCCAGACGGGAAGACGAUUCUCAUUUAGGGCGUCGGGCGAGGACAAUCAUCUUGCCCAAACUGAACGAACACGGGACUAG
Aspergillus eucalypticola CBS 122712 is the source of this 279-nucleotide messenger RNA. RefSeq lists its product as uncharacterized. The transcript is spliced from 3 exons. Lineage: Eukaryota; Fungi; Ascomycota; Eurotiomycetes; Eurotiales; Aspergillaceae. Bases 1 to 279 code for a protein of 92 amino acids. The record is from RefSeq and is a predicted model, not a curated record.